Durotheca rogersii is the source of this 1043-nucleotide messenger RNA. RefSeq lists its product as uncharacterized. The transcript has a single exon. Lineage: Eukaryota; Fungi; Ascomycota; Sordariomycetes; Xylariales; Xylariaceae. Bases 119 to 934 code for a protein of 271 amino acids. The record is from RefSeq and is a predicted model, not a curated record.
AUAUGUGUGUGUAUGUAUGUAUUUACGUAUGUGUAUAAGCACGUAUGCAAGCUUCGAGAGACGGAUAUCGUGAAGAAGCAGAAAGGGUUAGCGUGGACGGGACAGGCGUGUUGUAGGCAUGUGUAUAUGUAGGCACGUAUGUGUGUCUGUAUGCUCAGCCGUAUUGCACGAAUGUACGCAUGUACUCCGUGCGUUUCCCACCCCCUCGGUAUGGGGUGUGCUGGAUGAGUCGGUCUACGCAGCAUGUAGGUGUCGAUGUACGUACAGAGGUAAGCAAUCCAGGUCGUGUACAGAAGAUCCAGCACCGUCCCCGAGAUCUCCUGAUCUCAUCACCUCCCUCGAUGACCCUCUUUCCGUCUCUCUCGACUUAUACCUUCGCGUGCCCCGACGACCUAUUUCUACUAGGGGCUUGGUUACCAAGCCACCGUGCCCGUUGAAGAUUGUCUACGAAAGAGCUUGUCUAUGUAGGUGCCGUUCUCUCGCGAUGGCCGGUGGCGUGCUGGAUCUGGGGUGGCACGAUGUGGUAAGUCGGGCAUGUUCCCAGCACGUGGGUCGAAGGAGUAAUAAGCCUAAUAAUAAGACGAUUAGGGGGAGAAGGAAAAAGAAACCGACUGCCUUUACCAGCGUGCGAUGCGCAAUUAUCGACGCCGGACAACAAUCUCUACGUGGGUAUGUGUGCUAUCCCUUCUCUCUCUCGCUCCACUCGCCUCUAGAUCCCGGCUCGGGAAUCCCUCCACUGGUAGGCCGUGUUCUUUUGUACGGACUGACCUGCCCAUGUAACUUGCGAAUGCACACAUACCGAGACCGCGGUCGAGAAUCCUGGGAGGAGUGCUACCACGUAGCACGUAGCACGUAUGUAUGUAUAUAUGUAUGUAUAUAUAUGCGUGCAUACAUAACAUACAUGCGCGGGAGCGAAGGGGGGCGAAAGGCAUGAGUAAGUAGACCGGACGGCCAUCCCUACGCAGGCCAUUGGGGGCAGAGAGAGCUACCUAAGCUGGGAGGAGGGAGGGAGAGACGGGAAGACAAGAUGGUGGAAGCAACCU